GCAAUUUAAACUCCACAAUUUUCAGAAUUUAAUGAGGGAAGGAGUUGGUCAGGUCGCUGUAACUUUUAAGUGUCAGUCUCACUCACUCGCUCAACAUCUUUCCAAAUUUCAGAGCAAAAAAGUCUCUAAACCCAAAGCCCCCCUCUACUCAAUUGCCUUACUUCAAAAACCGAGCUUCUUCUCCUAAAAAAGCUUAAAAGUUAUCAAAAGAACCCCAAACGCUUUACUCAUCUCUCUCUUCUUCUUUCUUCAAAGCCAUGACUAAAGAUGAAGACUUUAAGCUCCUAAAGAUCCAGACGUUUUCCCUAAGAGUCAACAUCCAUUGCGAGGGUUGUAACCAAAAAGUCAAGAAACUUCUUCAGAGAAUUGAAGGAGUUUGUCACGUGAAGGUAGAAGCAGAACAUCAAAAGGUGACUAUUACCGGGUCAGUUGACUCGGCCACACUCAUCAACAAGCUCGUUAAAGCCGGCAAACACGCCGAGCUUUGGUCUCCUAACCCUAACCAAAACCAACCUCAAAAGGCCAAGACUAAUGACGUCACCAAGAACACCGCUCAAAAGGGUCAGAAGCAAGGCUUAGCCAAAGGUGGUAUUGAAGCUUUCAAGCCUAAGAAUAACCCUAAAGGGGGAGCCUUUGCCACGGAGGAAGAAGAAGACGGCGGCGAGGGAGAAGUCGGAGACGUCCAGCUUCCAAAACCGGCCAAUCAGCAGCAACAAACCGUCGUCAACUCCAAGAAAAACAAUGGAGGAGCUGCGAUGAACAAUGGAAACAACGGAGUCAACGCCGCAUCAAAAAAAGUCAACCAAAAGCAGAGCAACCAAAACCAGAACACUCAACAAGUAAUGGCGGCUAUGAGAAUGAGAACCGCAGGAAAAAUAAACCCUGGUGUUGAGAGCAAUGAGAUUGGAGCUCUCAUGGGUCUAGCUGGAUUCAACGGCACAACAAACGCCGUGACUCACCCCACAAAUGGGAUACAACAACAGCUUCAAGCUCCAGCGUUAAACAACAUGAACGGUGUCACUAGUCACAACCUAAACAAUGGUAACGGAGGCAUGAUGAUGAGCAUGAAUGGAUACAACAAUCAUCAUCCAAUGAACAUGCAGAGUAGGCAAAUGAUGCAUCAUCAUCCUCAGCCUCAGCAAAUGAUGUACCAAAGAUCAGCUUUCGUUCCAGCAUCAAGCAAUGGGUAUUACUACAAUUAUACCCCUAGUCCCUACAGUUAUUAUCCUUAUUACCCUUACCCAGCCGAGCAGCAGUCGCAGCAAAGUAUUCACCCAGCUCCAACAAACAUGUCUAGUGAUGAAGACACUAGCCAUAACAAUGGCUGCAACAUCAUGUGAAGUGUGGUUGCUUGAUGUGGAAGGUUCCUUUCUGCUUGUGGAAACUAAACUUUAAAAGGUUAAUUAAAAUCUUUUUCAUGUUAAUGUGUAAUGUGAUAUAUUAGUGUUUGGUUUUUGUUUUCUUCUUGUAGACUGGGUACUUUUUUUUGUGUGGCAUGGCAUGUAGCUGUUUUAAACUGACAUGAAGUUGUGUUGGUUGAUAUGUAAAUCCCAGAAUGUUAUUUUGAUGUUUCAUGUGA
Molecule: messenger RNA, 1579 nt
Organism: Camelina sativa (false flax)
Lineage: Eukaryota; Viridiplantae; Streptophyta; Magnoliopsida; Brassicales; Brassicaceae
Product: heavy metal-associated isoprenylated plant protein 37-like
Molecular function (GO): metal ion binding
Source: RefSeq, a predicted model, not a curated record